This is a messenger RNA of Homalodisca vitripennis (glassy-winged sharpshooter), 2700 nucleotides long. Its product is annotated as ras-GEF domain-containing family member 1B-like. The record is from RefSeq and is a predicted model, not a curated record. Gene Ontology annotation, cellular component: plasma membrane. Gene Ontology annotation, molecular function: guanyl-nucleotide exchange factor activity. The transcript has 10 exons. Lineage: Eukaryota; Metazoa; Arthropoda; Insecta; Hemiptera; Cicadellidae. Bases 91 to 1884 code for a protein of 597 amino acids. Gene Ontology annotation, biological process: Ras protein signal transduction; positive regulation of GTPase activity.
UAUCAAGAGAGGUUGUAGUGCACCAACUAAUGUAAGGGCGAAGAAAAGUCUUUAUGUUAUAAGGUGCCCUUAAGGUCUUUAAAUGUACGGAUGGCGAUGUAUCUAUUCGCCAGUCGGCUGUCGUCGGCUGUAUGCGCCAGGAGAGCCACUGCUCCAGGUACGGCUCCCAGCUCCGCCGCCACCGGUACCGCUCUCCGGUGCUCCAACUGCAGCCGGCUCGCCACUCCAUCGCCGGUGCCUUCAACAUCAGGUUCCGCCACCAACUCGGAACUCAAGAAGGACAACUCCAAACCAUCUGAAGUCUCUGGGGAAUUGCGGGACUGUUCCAACAGAGACUCUCCAACCCCAAACUGUGCCAGAGAGAAUGAACCUCUACAACGAAACCACGUGACUAGGGCGUCUGUGGGUCCCUGUGACAGGAGCCACCGCUGUGACGGUAAAGUGCCUUCAGCCACAAAGCACCGCGUCCGAUUCGCCAACACAUUCCCCAGGAUCAACCGGAGAAAGAAGAUAUCAGAGUUGCAUGAAGACGGAGAAAUUCUUCUCCAAGAAGAAGAGAUGGAAGAAAGUCCUACCAAAGCGAGGAAAACAAAGGAUCUAAUAUACCGGGACAGCAACCUGGUGUCGGGGACCCUGGAGGCACUGAUACAGAGGCUGGUACCUACCCCUGACUACCGACCGGACCGUGCCUUCUUGUUUGCCUUCCUCCUGAGUUCUCGGAUGUUCAUCCGGCCUAACCAGCUACUUGGUCAGGUCAUCUUCUUGUGCACCUCCGCCCAUCGGCAUCGACAGCACUCCACGAACAAAAAUGAUAAACUUGAUUGCUCGAUUUCUCGGACAGUUCAACUGUUGGCGGAGUGGAUGGAGACAUUCCCUUACGACUUUCGGGAUGACCGAGUCAUGGCGCAUGUCCGGAACAUUAUCCGGAAAUGUGCAGACUGCAGCACUGAGGGGGUAUCGUCCAUCCUACAGACUCUACUGGACCGUCUUAUGGCGCUGGAGAGGUACGAGGAGUUCCUGCAGAGGCUGAAUUUGGAGCAAACAAACAUCAACUCGAAGAUCGACCUUAUGAGCCUCUGCUCAAAAUCGGACGUGCUCGCUCAGCAGCUAACUAUAAUCGAGUUGGAGAGGCUGUCAUACAUCGGCCCUGAGGAGUUCAUCCAGGCCUUCUCCAGCGACAGCCAGCGAGAAAACCGACCAGCCGCCCAACCUAAGAACCUGGAGGCUUACGUCACUUGGUCUAACAGACUGACUUACUUAGUGGCUACUGAGAUUGUCAAGCAAACCAAGAAAAACAAAAGGAUAAAAAUAGUGGAUCUUUGGUUGAACACGGCACAGUGCUGCUUCAACCUCGGCAACUUCAACUCUCUCAUGUCGAUCUUAUCUGGCCUCAACCUCUCAGCUGUUUCACGCCUGAAGCGAACUUGGACGAAGGUCGAUCGCCAGAAGUUCGUGAUGCUGGAGAAACAGAUGGAUGCAUCUGGAGACUUCUCCAACUACAGACUGAUACUCAAGACAGCCUCAAAGAGUUUCAACUCGUCGCCGGAGCAGAACUCAAGAAUCAUUAUACCCUUCUUCUCUCUGUUUCUGAAAGACGUUUUCGUUUUACAAGAGGCUUGUUCUCGGAAGUUACCCAAUGGCCACAUCAACUUUGAGAGAUUUUGGCAGAUGGCGAAGCUUGUGACAGAACUGAUCACGUGGCAACAGGUCGUGUGUCCCCACGUCAGGGACUCUACCCUUAGCCACUACUUGCAGUCAGUCCAGCUGUACGAUGAAACAGAACUUGCUCGUGCGUCCCUCACGUGCGAGGUACCGGUCAACAUGGCUGAGCAAGAGCAGUGGAACUCCUUAAAGAAUCCCAACGUUAACAAGAGGAAGAGCUGAAGGAAGAACGUACUUCUCAGAUAUUUAUAAAACUAAGAGUUAUAAUCGCUAUGGUUUCUUUUUUUAUAAAUAUAACUAGAAACAUGACUUUUUAUUAUAAGCUGUUAUUGAAAAUGACUAAAUAAUAGGUAGCUAAUUUUCGUAAAAAUCAUUGACUAAAACUUCUAAAUUUCAAUGUUCAAGGAAUGGUUCAAGACAUCCUGUGCCAAAUACUUUUGUACCUAAAAUUAAACAUUUUUAGUUGAAAUAUAUAAUUUGUCUGCACAUGUAAGGAGAUCGUAAUGUUUUAAAUGUGAAAUGUUUUGGUGUCCAUGUUUUGCCACGAAGAGGAAGGUGAACGGGACCUAAACUCCGUACCUACAAAUUUUCUGGGUUGAACUACAAUAUAAGGUAGCAGUAUUAUUGAUAUUGGAUAUGAUUAUUGAAACAGUUGUUUAUUACAUAACAGAUUAAGCACACGUUUAUUGAGUACAAGGUUAAGAUUUGGUUAAUGUAUGUAAUAUUACGGCUAGUUUUCUACAACAAACAACCAAGCCAAAUAGAUGUACGAACAUUUAAGAAAUUCAAAGUAUAGAAUAACAAAUAAAAUUGAUAAAAUGACAUGGUUAACAUAUGUAAGAUAUAAAUAUUACCGAUGUUGUAUUAGACUUACUAUUCUCUAAGUAAACUACUAUUUAACACUGAACUGAAUCUAUUUUAAUUUUAUAUUAAAAAUGCCAUAUUGAAUAAUGUACGACAUGUUGUAGGUAUGCAAUUUUAACGUGACAUAAUAUAUGUGUUAAUAGUCAAGAGUAUUUUUUGUAAUUUGAAUAAAGA